GACAGCGGGCCCAUCGUCGGCAGCCCCAUUCUGACAAGCCCAAUGGCUCAUAUUUGCAUAAAUCGUAAAUAUGUAACUAUGUGAUUCACAUAAUCAAGAUUAAUGCUACUGAUAAGUUGAGAGGGGCGAUUUAUCUGCAAUCACAAUCAUCUAUCAAUGUUGUGAGGAAGCAAUCCAUCUCGAAGAACCAUCAUCCUCAGUCAAACUUUUAUAUCUCUCAAUAGAACCUCGGAAGCUCUCACCGCAACAUGAUUACUUGAUGACUCUUGAUAAUAGAGGGGAACAUUAGUUCUGCUACUUCUUCCUCUCUUAUUUUACUUCUUUCUUGCGUACGCUACACAUAUAUAUCUGCCCUGGAGGUUGAUCAUUCUUUCGCAUCUACCUCUCACUACACCUCUACACUCCGUUCCUCUGCGUCCGUUCAUUCACAGAAACGAAAUUCUCUCGAGAUAGACAGGCCACAAAGCAUUGCAAUAACGCCUAAGACAUUACAAAAUGGGUCUCGAGAAACUCUUCGCUGUCGCAGCGUCCAAGAAAGGAUCAUCGAAAUCCCCAUCGAAUCAGACAUCCAUAGCGCCGAUGUAUCUUGAGCAAAUCUUUCGAUUCCCUGGAGUCUUGACCGAAGUUUCGUGCGUUGUCAAGAAUCUAUCAGAAGGUUACACAACAUAUCAAAAUGGGGCAGCGCUUAGGAAUCAGCUGGAAUCCGUUGUGCCGGAGGUGCAAACCUUUGCCUCAGGGAUGAACCGAUAUUUGAAGAACAAGAACUGGUUGGAUUUGUUUCAAACCUUCCUGGUGGGGGCGAAUGUUGUUGCUGCUUUCAUGGAAGUACUGCAGGGUUCAUCGGGUCUUGAAGAGAUCGGUCUAAAAAUUUAUGGCGAACUCGAAGCACAGACAGGACUUGCUGCCCCUGAUAAAUUUGCGAAGCAUGUUGACAAAUACAUCCGGAAAGAGGCAGCGAGCGUCUAUGGUGGUGACGAGGAGCAUCUCUAUUUCCUCUACCAUCCGGAUACAGACUGGCACGGCGAGUUCCACGAUAUCGUUCAAAACAAACCGGUGCCAAGUAAUUUUGUCGGCAUGUCCGAGAAUCUUCACGCCCUGUGUACUUGGAUGUUAUUUAUGCGGAAACGACUUGAGAGAUCAAGGAUCAAUGCACGUUUUCACCUUCUCAUUCCUGCUUAUAGACCCAUGGUUGUUAGAACGGCUUUCGUCUUUCCCGAAGAACUUUAUCCUCUGACCGUCCGUGGACACAUUCACAAUUCGAAAGAAUACGUCUGGUUAAAUCUUCCUACGAUGAAAGAUGUUCCUUCUGACUUGUUCGAAAUGUCAAAUGUGGGCAAUAUCGCCGCUUUACCAAAGCCACCGGCACUAUGGCAGCAUGCUUUAACCUGGGUGGGGAGUAUGGUAAUGCCGAGAAAAGAGCCACCCCCAAUAGUUCUUGGAAGAGGAAAUAUUAGUCCUAAUGCUCCUAUCUCAUUGGAAGAUAAUGAAGACGAGAAACUCGAAGCUCCAGAGGAUAUCCAGAUUCAGCCUGAAACACGACAGAUAGUAAGAGGUGAGAAGAGACGAAAGCAUCGAAGUUCACGACCGAAGGGCGACCUCAAACAGUAUUGAACUUUGUUGUUACGAUGUGGAACGCGGAGUUUUACGCACGUAUGUCGUGUACACUGCAUGUGGAUAUUGAAUUGGCUGUCAUGAGCGCAUCUACAGGAGAUUCAGUGAAAGUAAGACGGAUGUAAAUGAGUGAUGAAUUAGAUACCAAAUACAAAGGGAAGGAGUAGGAUAGGGGAAUAUUUGCCAUUUGCAGUUUGAAUAGUUUCGCGGUAGCCUCGUCUCCGAUCUGAAAUAUCGAAACCCAUGAAUUAUAUUGGGAAGUGGCCUUCGCGAUUAUUCUAUUCUUUUGCCAUGCGAUACCAAAGUAGAGUAGAAAUAAAUAUAUCAUGAGGGAUUCUCCCAACGAGUUUUUUUUUCCAUUCGAUGAUGUGGCAUAUCAUACCCAAAAUUUCAAUUGGAGAACUAUCAGGGAAAGUUCCUAACUUUGCACACAGCGCCAAGUUACUCAGAUGGAAGAGGGAAAUUGGCUUCAAGUCCAGGAUUUUGGUCAGCCAUGAUCGGCUGGGAUUUAUGCUAAGGGUCCCAUAACCAGGUAAUCGUCGAGCUGGAGCUUGGCAAAGUCUUCAACCAUCAUUCAGCCACUCAGUACAAAGUUAUUAUGUCAGACAUAAAAAAAAUUAUUUCUAUCCUAUUGAGAUUGUGAGAUGUAGAGCA
Molecule: messenger RNA, 2265 nt
Organism: Botrytis cinerea B05.10
Lineage: Eukaryota; Fungi; Ascomycota; Leotiomycetes; Helotiales; Sclerotiniaceae
Exons: 2
Coding region: 496-1611 (371 amino acids)
Source: RefSeq, a predicted model, not a curated record